Nelumbo nucifera (sacred lotus) is the source of this 1690-nucleotide messenger RNA. Its product is annotated as tryptophan synthase beta chain 1. Lineage: Eukaryota; Viridiplantae; Streptophyta; Magnoliopsida; Proteales; Nelumbonaceae. Gene Ontology annotation, biological process: L-tryptophan biosynthetic process. The record is from RefSeq and is a predicted model, not a curated record. Gene Ontology annotation, molecular function: tryptophan synthase activity. Gene Ontology annotation, cellular component: cytoplasm.
CGCAGCGUCUUACUCUUGGGUAGCAGGCUUACUCGUACUUUCAUCAAUCCGCGCCUUCCUAUUGUUCUCUGAAAAUCCGCGAGGUUUCAGAACUCAGAAGAAUCGCCACCGCCGCCGCCGAGGUUGGUCUGUAAGAAGAAACUGGUGUCACUGAAUGUCUCAUGGCCAUCUCCUCCACAAGCCUUGCAUCUCUCUGCAAGCCUUACAUUGCUUCAUUUAAUUCCAUCAGGGUACCCCGCAAAUUAGAGGAAUCCCACUUGAGUCCUUCCACCUUUAAACGUUCUUCAAUCUCCUGUACUCUUACCAGAGAUUCGGCUGUUACAAUGGUGGAGAAAGACAGCAAAUCGACGGUUUUGCAACGACCCGAUUCCUUUGGCAGGUUUGGCAAAUAUGGAGGGAAAUACGUCCCUGAAACCCUCAUGCAUGCUCUCACGGAGCUCGAAUUGGCUUUUCACUCGCUUGCUUCAGACGAACAAUUCCAGAAAGAACUAGACGGGAUUUUGAGAGACUAUGUAGGGCGGGAAAGCCCACUUUACUUUGCGGAGCGGCUCACGGAGCACUAUAAACUUCCGAACGGUGAAGGCCCACUCAUAUACUUGAAGAGGGAGGAUCUCAACCAUACUGGGGCUCAUAAGAUCAACAAUGCUGUUGCUCAAGCUUUGCUUGCCAAGCGUUUGGGGAAAAAACGUAUCAUAGCUGAGACAGGAGCAGGACAGCAUGGAGUAGCAACGGCAACUGUAUGUGCUAGGUUUGGCUUGCAGUGCAUCAUCUACAUGGGUGCCCAGGAUAUGGAGAGGCAAGCCCUUAAUGUCUUCCGAAUGAGGCUUCUUGGGGCUGAGGUGAGGGCUGUCCAUUCUGGGACAGCCACACUAAAGGAUGCAACAUCAGAGGCUAUUCGGGAUUGGGUGACUAAUGUUGAGUCAACUCAUUAUAUUUUGGGUUCUGUUGCUGGGCCACAUCCAUAUCCUAUGAUGGUGAGAGAGUUCCAUGCUGUGAUUGGGAAAGAAACAAGAAAACAAGCAAUGGAGAAAUGGGGUGGAAAACCAGAUGUGCUGGUUGCCUGUGUUGGUGGAGGUUCAAAUGCGAUGGGUCUAUUUCAUGAAUUCGUUGAUGAUGCGGAUGUUAGGUUGAUUGGCGUGGAGGCUGCAGGUUUUGGCUUAGAUACUGGCAAGCAUGCUGCUACUUUGACAAAAGGGGAGGUAGGAGUACUGCAUGGGGCUAUGAGCUAUUUAUUGCAAGAUGAUGAUGGGCAAAUAGUCGAACCUCAUUCUAUUAGUGCUGGGUUGGAUUACCCUGGGGUGGGACCAGAGCACAGCUUUUUAAAAGAUUUAGGACGUGCUGAAUACUAUAGCAUCACUGAUGAGGAAGCUUUGGAUGCUUUCAAAAGAUUAUCCCGACUGGAGGGCAUAAUACCAGCUCUGGAAACAUCUCAUGCUUUGGCUUACUUGGAGAAGCUAUGCCCCACUCUACCUGAUGGAACCAAGGUUGUCCUUAACUGCAGUGGCCGAGGAGAUAAGGACGUUCAAACUGCCAUCAAAUAUUUGGAGGUCUAAAUACUGUCUGUGUUCCAUCUUUUGGUCUUAUUUGAUUUAUACGACAAGAGGAGUUUCUCUUUGCAUGUAGUCUUGUCAAGAGCCAGCCUCAAGACGUCUCCACAUUUUAAUAAAAUGCGAUGGGGUUAUUUGAACUA